Geodia barretti is the source of this 663-nucleotide messenger RNA. Lineage: Eukaryota; Metazoa; Porifera; Demospongiae; Tetractinellida; Geodiidae. The record is from the annotation of a GenBank genome assembly.
CUGGGUAUUCUGGGGUUGACGGUGCAGAUUGCGGUCGUUGGGACUGCGAUCAAUCUGCCGAUUGCGCUGGGCGUGAGCUGGCUGAUCGUGAAGCGCAGGAUACCGGGGCGGCUGGUGUUCGACGCGCUGGUGUCGCUGCCGCUUGCCGUGCCGCCAGUUGUGGUUGGGUAUGCGCUGCUGCUGCUGCUUGGGAACAGGGGGCCGGUGGGCGGGCUGCUGAACCGCUUGCUGGGCGUGGAGCUGGUGUUCACAUGGUUUAUCGCGGCGCUUGCUGCUGCCGUGGUGUCGUUUCCGCUGAUGGCUCGGGCAGUGAUGGUUGCGAUGGGCGGAGUGGACGAGCACCUGGAGAUGGCGGCGCGCAGCCUGGGCGCAGGAGCGAUGCGCGUGUUCUUCACGAUUACGGUUCCGUUGGCGUAUCGCGGCAUCCUGGCGGGGGUGCUGCUUGGUUUCGUGCGGGCAAUCAGCGAGUUCGGGGCGACGAUUGUGGUGGCGGGCAAUAUUCCCGGAAAGACGCAGACGCUGCCUCUUGCCAUAUACUCGGAGGUGCUGCUUGGCGACGAUGCGAUGGCUAUUCGGCUGAUUGCUGUGUCGGUGGGGCUUGCUGUGGUAACGCUGCUGGUGCAUAACUGGCUGCUGGACAGGGCGGCGCGGACGGAUGGCUAG